GUCGCAUCUUGGAUGCAAGUGACAACUGACAGACCGCUCUGGAUCCGACUAGUAGCUGGCCAGAUCAUUCUCUUUGUUCGGCAGUGACAUGCAUGAUCAACUGGGAUUCUUUGGAUCCUCGCUUCGGGGGGAGGUGUAUUCAUGUAUUAUUACUCGUGUUAUUACCUUUAUUACCUUGGAGUACCCGAAUCAUCACCACUCAAGUAAGUACCCAUAUACCCAUAUACCCAGCCUCCUCACGCCUCCUCGCGCCUCUUGCGCAGCUCCCCGACGAUCCGGCAUCCGACGUCGACCCCUUGGCUACUUUUGCCUAAUUGCCUGCGCCUGGAUGCUAGCAGCAUGCUCACUCUCUCUCACAGAACAUCCUCUAGGUAUUUACAUUCAUCAUUCGUUGAGGCGUUCCGGGCGCGCCAAGCUCUUAAUUACAAGUUGUACACGAGUCAUGAAUCUCCU
This is a messenger RNA of Cutaneotrichosporon oleaginosum, 453 nucleotides long. RefSeq lists its product as uncharacterized. The record is from RefSeq and is a predicted model, not a curated record. NCBI's taxonomy places the organism in Eukaryota, Fungi, Basidiomycota, Tremellomycetes, Trichosporonales, Trichosporonaceae.